This is a messenger RNA of Pterocles gutturalis (yellow-throated sandgrouse), 1068 nucleotides long. RefSeq names its product receptor-type tyrosine-protein phosphatase O-like. The transcript has 11 exons. Gene Ontology annotation, biological process: peptidyl-tyrosine dephosphorylation involved in inactivation of protein kinase activity; podocyte differentiation; regulation of glomerular filtration. The record is from RefSeq and is a predicted model, not a curated record. Gene Ontology annotation, cellular component: plasma membrane; GABA-ergic synapse; glutamatergic synapse. The annotation marks the transcript as partial. Gene Ontology annotation, molecular function: cadherin binding; Wnt-protein binding; protein tyrosine phosphatase activity. NCBI's taxonomy places the organism in Eukaryota, Metazoa, Chordata, Aves, Pterocliformes, Pteroclidae.
AUGUCUCUGUCCUGCGGGUAUCUCCGAUGCCAUCACUCCCAGGAGACCCCCAAUAUCCCUCCUGUCACGGAGUUCAUCUCCUCAUCAUGUAGGAACCCUGAACCAGCCCCUCCAAAAUCUCUGUUUGCUGUCAACAAGACUCAGACCUCUGUGACUCUGCUGUGGGUGGAAGAAGGAGUGGCUGAUUUCUUUGAAGUCUACUGCCAGGAGGCUGGAUCUGGUCAGGAAACAAAAGUCCAGGAACCUGUCACUGUCUCUUCACAUGUGGUGACCAUUUCCAGCCUAACCCCUGCCACUUCCUACAACUGCAGUGUGACCACCUUCAGUCACAAUAGCCCCAGCGUCCCCACUUUCAUUGCAGUUUCUACCAUGGUCACCGAGAUGAAUCCCAACAUAGUGGUAAUCUCCGUGUUAGCCAUCCUAAGUAUCCUUCUGAUUGGACUUCUGCUGGUGACUCUUGUUGUACUCAGGAGAAAACAUCUACAAAUGGCCAGGGAGUGUGGGGCUGGAACCUUUGUCAAUUUUGCAUCUUUAGAGAGAGAUGGAAAGCUUCCCUAUAAUUGGCGUAGAAGUGUAUUUGCUUUCCUAACUCUGCUACCCUCAUGCCUUUGGACUGAUUAUCUUUUGGCAUUUUAUAUUAAUCCUUGGAGUAAAAAUGGAUUAAAGAAGAGAAAGCUGACCAACCCUGUCCAGUUGGAUGAUUUUGAUGGCUACAUCAAGGACAUGGCCAAAGAUUCAGAUUACAAAUUUUCUCUGCAAUUUGAGGAGCUAAAACUGAUUGGGCUUGACAUACCCCACUUUGCUGCUGAUCUUCCUAUGAAUCGCUGUAAAAACCGCUACACAAAUAUCCUGCCAUAUGAUUUUAGUCGUGUCCGGUUAGUUUCAAUGAAUGAAGAAGAGGGAUCUGACUACAUUAAUGCUAACUAUAUUCCUGGUUAUAAUUCACCCCAGGAAUACAUUGCAACCCAAGGACCACUGCCAGAAACUAGGAAUGAUUUUUGGAAGAUGGUUCUCCAGCAAAAAUCUCAAAUUAUUGUUAUGCUUACUCAAUGUAAUGAGAAAAGAAGG